AUGGUAGAACAAAUAUUACCAAUUGGUAUUGAUUCUGAAAUUGAACAUGUUAAAUCUGAAAUCGAUCGUGUCGAUGGUAUGUUUACAGUUGCUACUGGACCAAUGGGUCAUCAAGAAGUUAAUUAUCAUAUAAUUGAUGACGAACGAGAUUAUCGUACAACACAACAGUUUGUUUCUCAUACAAAAUCAAUAGUUGAGCCUCCGAAAGAAAACUUAUCAUUAAAAUCACCAUUAUCUUCAUUACCAUAUCAACAUAAUGCUGAAGUUUUCGAUUCAGAAAUAAUAAAUGAACAUCAAGAUGAGAUAUCAAAUAAAUGGAUACAAAAUAAAAUAUCUGAUAACUACAACAGAAAAGCUCGAUUUUCAUUACCGGAAAUUGAUGUCUAUGAUCAACAAGAAAAAAAAUUUCUAAUAAAAAAAAGUAUUUAA
This is a messenger RNA of Rotaria sp. Silwood2, 429 nucleotides long. Lineage: Eukaryota; Metazoa; Rotifera; Eurotatoria; Philodinida; Philodinidae. The record is from the annotation of a GenBank genome assembly.